AUGAUAUCAGCGACUACAGUUUUACCAUCAACGACUUCCUCUACUAUUUUACAAUCAACGACUACUACAUUCCUACCAACCACGACUACUUCUACUACAGUUUUACCAUCAACGACUACUACAUUCCUACCAACCACGACUACUUCUACUACAGUUUUACCGUCAACGACUACAACAUUCCUACCAACCACAACUACUUCUACUACAGUUUUACCAUCAACGACUACUACAUUCCUACCAACCACGACUACUUCUGCUACAGUUUUACCAUCAACGACUACUACAUUCAUACCAACCACAACUUCUACUACAGUUUUACCGUCAACGACUACUACAUUCGACCCAACCACGACGUAUUCUACUACAGUUUUAUCAUCAACGACUACUACAUACCUACCAACCACGACUUCUUCUUCUACAGUUUUACCAUCAACGACUAAUACAUUCCUACCAACCAGGACUUCUUCUUCUAUAGUUCUACCAUCAACGACUACUACAGUCCUACCAACCACGACUACUUCUACAGUUUUACCACCAACGACUACUACAUUCCUACCAACCACGACAUCUACUACUACAGUUUUACCAUCAACGACUACAACAUUCCUACCAACCACGACCACAUCUACUACAGUUUUACCAUCAACGACUACUACAUUCCUACCAACUACGACCACAUCUACUACAGUUUUACCAUCAACUACUACUACAUUCCUACCAACCACGACUUCUACUACAGCUUUACCAUCAACGACUACUACUUUCCUACCAACCACGUCUUCUUCUACUACAGUUUUACCAUCAACGACUACUACAUUCCUACCAACCACGACUACUUCUACUACAGUUUUACCAUCAACGACUACUACAUUCCUACCAACCACGACUACUUCUACUACAGUUUUACCAUCAACGACUACUACAUUACUACCAACCACGACUACUUCUACUACAGUUUCACCAUCAACGACAACUACAUUCCUACCAACCACAACUACUUCUACUACAGUGUUACCAUCAACCACUAUUACAUUCCUACCAACCACAACUACUUCUACUACAGUUUUACCAUCAACGACUACUACAUUCCUACCAACCACUACUACUAUAACAAUCCUUCCAACCACGACAAUUGUUUAUCAACCAACAACGACAACUGUUUACCAACAAAUUACUACACAUUUUUUUCCAACCAACAACAACUUUUAUCAAACAGGUAGUACUACAAUGUUUGUUGACGGUGUGGUAAGGGUAUAG
Molecule: messenger RNA, 1257 nt
Organism: Mytilus californianus (California mussel)
Lineage: Eukaryota; Metazoa; Mollusca; Bivalvia; Mytilida; Mytilidae
Product: salivary glue protein Sgs-3-like
Exons: 2
Coding region: 1-1257 (418 amino acids)
Source: RefSeq, a predicted model, not a curated record